AUGGAUUUCGCCUCAAAGGUUAGUAGCUUGGAGAAUGCUCAUGUUGCGCUUUUAGAUUUUCAUCGUUCUUAGUCCUCAGCUGGAGGAGGCAAAACUUUGUGACGGAAUUACCGAGCUGCAGUUGCAAAAUUACCUGAUCCCCUUUCUGCCGCUCUCCUUUCUCGUUGACGAUGACUUCAUUGCAGGCUUCUGUCACAGGGGUAACUUGACUAUCCGCUAUUUUCGAGACUCUUGUACUUUAGGCGUUGUGGACAUCAUUCCCCUGGCCCACCACAACGACCUGGAGGUGUUUGUGCGAAAAAGUAUGUUCCCCUUGAUAUGUGCACUUUCCUCCCAUCUCUCCGGCGCCACAGACCGCGGUUUUGUAGGGUCCUCAUUUUUUAGCAAUUAUUUCACUAUGGUUACUUUUAAACCAUCCUGCUGGCUGUGUCCAUCGUGAUUUGGGGUCAUGACGAUUCUUCCAGCCAAAAUGGGCUGUCCUUGCGUCAGGUCUCUCUCCUCUCGGCAGACGGCAUGCUAAGUAUAUUGACUUACAGUGUGCCUCUCAAUAUGGGCUCUGGUGUCAGGCCUAUAACGCGGCCGAUAUUCUUCCUUAUGUAUUGUCUGACCCAACACGGUUUCGUUUUGUUCUAGGGAACUAGUGCGCUUUUAGCAAGGGCGUGGUGGGAGGUAAGCAAGUGCUGGGUCAGCCUCUGCGCCCGAGCUCAUUCGCCGUCAGGACCUAGUCUUACCACUUGAAAAACGAAGGGUGAAAUGAGGCCGAUGUUGCGCACCUCUCUCAUUCUUUGAUUUAAGCGUAAAUUACCACUGCCCAGUGGUUUUUUGUCAUGACAGAUGAGUUAGCAGGUUUACCACGCCGGGGUCGGUCGUCAAAUCUUCCCUCACCCGCCGCCGAUGUACAAUGGUUCAAAGUUUUCAGACUUCUCUAUUUCACCUGUGAACUGCUAAGUAGGCUUAUGUAACGGGCUUAACAAAAAUGCAUCGAAAGUAAUAAAGUUCGCUGGAAAGAUUUCUUAAAACAUUAGCAUUCUCAGCGCUUUGUAGCCGUCGGAUUUUCCUGUGUAUAUUGGUAGUUUUUAGCCCGCGAGACACCAUCAAGACCGAGACGGGGGUUUGAUUUAUGUGUUUCGACACCCUAGAGGGGUUACACGAACCCUGUUGCUUUGGUGUGUUCUGGUGGCCCGAAGUAGGUUUUUUUAUUCUCCUCCUCGUUUUCUUUUCAGAUAUGCUGACUAUAAAUAUGUCCGCAUCCGUGUACUCUGCCUUUGGUUUGGCUGGCGUCAAAUUCAUGUGCAACAACCGCAAAAUGUACCGUAAGUCCCUUCAUCUCCACCCCUUGUUCAACACUUCCUUUAAUUAA
Messenger RNA from Spirometra erinaceieuropaei, 1360 nucleotides. The record is from the annotation of a GenBank genome assembly. Lineage: Eukaryota; Metazoa; Platyhelminthes; Cestoda; Diphyllobothriidea; Diphyllobothriidae.